AUGAGAAGAUCCAACAGCACGUUCCAUCACCCCAAUGGCUUUGUUCUGGUGGGCUUUUCGGAAUGGCCGAGACUAGAAAUGGCCCUCUUUGUGGCCAUCUCCAUCUUCUACGUAAUGACCCUCCUGGGGAAUUCGGCCAUCAUUCUCUUAUCUCGCCUUGAUUCCAGACUCCACAGUCCCAUGUACUUCUUUCUGGCCAACCUCUCCUUUCUAGACCUAUGCUAUACCACCUCCACAGUCCCCCAAAUGCUGGCAAACAUACAGAGCUAUCGGAGAAACAUCAGCUAUGUGGGCUGUGUCGCUCAACUUUUCAUCUUUCUCGCGCUAGGUUCCACCGAGUGCGUCCUUCUCUCAGUCAUGGCCUUUGAUCGUUACGUAGCCGUAUGCCGACCUCUCCAUUACACCGUUAUCAUGCAUUCUCGGCUCUGUCGACAACUAGCAGCAGUGGCUUGGGUCACAGGCUUCAGCAACUCUUUGGUCCAGACGGUACUCACUUUCCUGUUACCGCGCUGCGGUCAAUACAGAGUGGAGAAUUUCUUCUGUGAGGUCCCAGCAAUGCUUCAGUUAUCCUGUGUUGAUACGUGGGUCAACGAGGUGGAGAUGUACGCAGCUGUGGUGGUCAUAAAGGUUAUCCCAGUGGGCCUAAUCUUAUUCUCUUACAUCAACAUUGUCAGAGCUGUGGUAAGGAUCCAAUCCCCCGAGGGUCGCAAGAAGGCCUUCAACACUUGUGGGUCUCAUCUGCUGGUGGUCAUUAUGUUCUAUGGCUCAGCCAUUAGUGGUUAUGCAUACAUGGCUCCCAAGAGUAGCUCGGCCAAACUGAAGGGCAAACUCCUAGCCCUCUUCUAUGGACUCAUAACUCCAAUGCUCAAUCCUCUCAUCUACACCUUGAGGAACAAGGAUGUGAAGGCGGCAGUGAAGAAGCUACUAGGCAGAGAACAAGAGCAAGGGUGGAACAUGGCGUAG
Messenger RNA from Echinops telfairi (small Madagascar hedgehog), 963 nucleotides. Its product is annotated as olfactory receptor 2B6-like. Lineage: Eukaryota; Metazoa; Chordata; Mammalia; Afrosoricida; Tenrecidae. The transcript has a single exon. Gene Ontology annotation, molecular function: olfactory receptor activity; G protein-coupled receptor activity. Gene Ontology annotation, biological process: G protein-coupled receptor signaling pathway. The record is from RefSeq and is a predicted model, not a curated record. The coding region runs from base 1 to 963 and encodes 320 amino acids. Gene Ontology annotation, cellular component: membrane.